This is a messenger RNA of Cavia porcellus (domestic guinea pig), 12046 nucleotides long. RefSeq names its product TAO kinase 1 (gene Taok1). Gene Ontology annotation, cellular component: cytoplasm. The transcript has 21 exons. Gene Ontology annotation, molecular function: protein serine/threonine kinase activity; ATP binding. NCBI's taxonomy places the organism in Eukaryota, Metazoa, Chordata, Mammalia, Rodentia, Caviidae. The record is from RefSeq and is a predicted model, not a curated record. The coding region runs from base 344 to 3349 and encodes 1001 amino acids. Gene Ontology annotation, biological process: protein phosphorylation; regulation of cytoskeleton organization.
ACCCCCCCCCCGCCCCUUGUCGCAGAGCUUGGGCUGGGCGGCUCGCUGGGGCUGGGGGGGGGGGACGGUCUGUCUCCGGGCCCCCUCCUGCUUACUCCUUGCGCUCCAGCGUAACGGCCACCAGAGCUCUGCGGGGGGCUGCCUACUCCGCCCCAGACCUGUCGGCGAAAGGUUCUUGAAGAAAUUAUUAGAGAUUAUUACAUACAGAGAGACUGUCUGAUGGACAUUUGCCCCUGGGCUGUGAGUUUUUAAGUUUAUGCCAACGUGGCUUCAUUCAUACAGAUGAACCAAGGAUCGGGAUAGCAGUUUAAAAUUAGAAUCAGAUAGCUGACUGUCCAGCAGGAUGCCAUCAACUAAUAGAGCUGGCAGUCUAAAGGACCCUGAAAUUGCAGAACUUUUCUUCAAAGAAGAUCCAGAGAAGCUCUUCACAGAUCUCAGAGAAAUUGGCCAUGGAAGCUUUGGAGCAGUAUAUUUUGCACGAGAUGUACGUACCAAUGAAGUGGUGGCUAUCAAGAAAAUGUCUUACAGUGGAAAGCAGUCUACUGAAAAAUGGCAGGAUAUUAUUAAGGAAGUCAGGUUUCUACAAAGAAUAAAACAUCCCAACAGUAUAGAAUACAAAGGCUGCUAUUUACGUGAACACACAGCAUGGCUUGUAAUGGAAUAUUGUUUGGGAUCUGCAUCAGAUUUACUAGAAGUUCACAAAAAGCCACUACAAGAAGUGGAAAUAGCAGCAAUAACACAUGGUGCUCUCCAGGGAUUAGCCUACUUACAUUCGCAUACAAUGAUCCAUAGAGAUAUCAAAGCAGGAAAUAUCCUUCUGACAGAACCAGGCCAAGUGAAACUUGCUGACUUUGGAUCUGCUUCCAUGGCAUCCCCUGCCAAUUCUUUUGUGGGAACACCAUAUUGGAUGGCCCCAGAAGUAAUUUUAGCCAUGGAUGAAGGACAGUAUGAUGGCAAAGUUGAUGUAUGGUCUCUUGGAAUAACAUGUAUUGAACUUGCGGAAAGGAAGCCUCCUCUAUUCAAUAUGAAUGCAAUGAGUGCCUUAUAUCACAUAGCCCAAAAUGAAUCCCCUACACUACAGUCUAAUGAAUGGUCUGAUUAUUUUCGCAACUUUGUAGAUUCUUGCCUCCAGAAAAUCCCUCAGGAUCGUCCAACAUCAGAGGAACUUUUAAAGCACAUGUUUGUUCUUCGGGAGCGCCCCGAAACAGUGUUGAUAGAUCUUAUUCAAAGGACAAAGGAUGCCGUAAGAGAACUGGACAAUCUGCAGUAUCGAAAAAUGAAGAAACUCCUUUUCCAGGAGGCACAUAAUGGACCAACAGUAGAAGCACAGGAGGAGGAAGAGGAGCAAGACCAUGGUGUUGGCAGGACAGGAACAGUGAAUAGUGUUGGAAGUAAUCAGUCUAUUCCUAGUAUGUCUAUCAGUGCCAGCAGCCAAAGCAGUAGUGUUAACAGUCUUCCAGAUGCCUCAGAUGACAAGAGCGAGCUAGAUAUGAUGGAGGGAGAUCAUACAGUGAUGUCCAACAGUUCUGUCAUCCAUUUAAAACCGGAGGAAGAAAAUUACAGAGAGGAAGGAGACUCCAGAACGAGAGCAUCAGAUCCACAGUCUCCACCCCAAGUAUCUCGUCACAAAUCACACUAUCGUAACCGAGAACAUUUUGCAACUAUAAGGACAGCAUCACUGGUUACAAGGCAAAUGCAAGAACAUGAGCAGGAUUCUGAGCUUAGAGAACAGAUGUCUGGCUAUAAGCGAAUGAGGCGGCAACAUCAAAAGCAACUGAUGAGUUUGGAAAAUAAACUGAAGUCUGAAAUGGAUGAACACCGCCUUAGAUUAGACAAAGAUCUUGAAACUCAGCGUAACAAUUUUGCUGCAGAAAUGGAGAAACUUAUCAAGAAACAUCAGGCUGCUAUGGAAAAAGAGGCUAAAGUGAUGGCCAAUGAGGAGAAAAAAUUUCAGCAACAUAUUCAGGCCCAACAGAAGAAAGAAUUGAAUAGCUUUCUGGAGUCCCAAAAAAGAGAGUAUAAACUUCGAAAAGAGCAGCUUAAGGAGGAGCUGAAUGAAAAUCAGAGCACCCCUAAAAAAGAAAAACAAGAGUGGCUUUCAAAGCAAAAAGAAAAUAUACAGCAUUUCCAAGCAGAAGAAGAGGCUAACCUUCUUCGGCGUCAGAGACAAUACCUGGAGCUGGAAUGCCGUCGCUUCAAAAGAAGAAUGUUACUUGGACGCCAUAACUUGGAGCAGGACCUUGUCAGGGAGGAGUUAAACAAAAGACAGACUCAAAAGGAUUUGGAGCAUGCCAUGCUACUAAGGCAGCAUGAAUCCAUGCAAGAAUUGGAGUUUCGCCACCUCAACAUAAUUCAGAAAAUGCGCUGUGAGUUGAUCAGAUUACAGCAUCAGACUGAGCUCACUAACCAGCUGGAAUAUAAUAAACGAAGAGAACGAGAACUACGGCGAAAGCAUGUCAUGGAAGUUCGACAACAGCCUAAAAGUUUGAAGUCUAAAGAACUCCAAAUAAAAAAGCAGUUUCAGGAUACCUGCAAAAUCCAAACCAGGCAAUAUAAAGCAUUAAGAAAUCACCUACUGGAGACCACACCAAAGAGUGAACAUAAGGCUGUUCUGAAAAGGCUCAAGGAGGAGCAGACCCGGAAGUUAGCCAUCCUGGCUGAGCAGUAUGAUCACAGCAUUAAUGAAAUGCUCUCUACACAGGCUCUGCGUUUGGAUGAAGCACAGGAAGCAGAGUGCCAGGUUUUGAAGAUGCAGCUGCAGCAAGAAUUGGAACUGUUGAAUGCAUAUCAGAGCAAAAUCAAAAUGCAAGCUGAGGCACAACAUGAUCGAGAGCUUCGGGAGCUUGAACAGAGGGUCUCCCUCCGCAGGGCACUCUUAGAACAAAAGAUUGAAGAAGAGAUGUUGGCUUUGCAGAAUGAACGCACAGAACGAAUACGAAGCCUACUGGAGCGUCAAGCCAGAGAAAUUGAAGCUUUUGACUCUGAAAGCAUGAGACUAGGUUUUAGUAACAUGGUCCUUUCUAAUCUUUCCCCUGAAGCAUUCAGCCACAGCUACCCAGGAGCUUCUGGUUGGUCUCACAAUCCUGCUGGGGGUCCAGGACCUCACUGGGGUCAUCCCAUGGGUGGCCCGCCACAAGCUUGGGGCCAUCCAAUGCAAGGUGGACCCCAACCAUGGGGUCACCCCUCGGGGCCAAUGCAAGGGGUACCUCGAGGUAGCAGUAUAGGAGUCCGCAAUAGCCCCCAGGCUCUGAGGCGGACAGCUUCUGGGGGACGGACGGAGCAGGGCAUGAGCAGAAGCACGAGUGUCACUUCACAAAUAUCCAAUGGGUCACACAUGUCUUAUACAUAACUUAAUAAUUGAAAGUGGCAAUUCCGCUGGAGCUGUCUGCCAAAAGAAACUGCCUACAGACAUCAUCACAGCAGCCUCCUCACUUGGGUACUACAGUGUGGAAGCUGAUUGCAUAAUGGUAUAUUUUAUUCAUUUUUGUAAAGUGUUCCAUUUUGUGUUUACUAAUUGGGAUGUCAUAGUAUUUGGCUGCCGGGUUUGAUUUUGGGGGGGGGGGAUUUUGAAAAGGGGAGUGGAUAUGAAAUAUUUCAUGCAUGUAAUAAAAUGAAAUUGGCUAUAUAGAAGGGAUAUUUUCUGAAUACUGCAAAAAUAAAAUGCAGCAUAAGUGGCUUGAAUCAUCGCAUAGGGUAUCAUAUCUAAGAAGUUUGUGAGAAAAUCUAAAGCUGUCCUCCAUAUUCAAAAUUUCUUCUGAGCCACUGACAGCAGGCUGCAUAUGCUGAAACAAGUUAUUAUAGGAGUACACCUGCACCUUCUUACUAGUGUAUUUUCUUUUUUAAAUUGGUCUGACUUCUCAGCCUCAUUUGGAUUAAAAAAGCAGAAAUCUUUGAACACUAAAGGAUUGUACUGACCUUUUCAGAUGGUAAAAAACAACUUAAUUCUUCUUCUGAAUGCUUCCUAAGUUUGUCAGUGACUUUUUUUCCAGUCAGUUGUGCCUUCUUUGUGUCACAGCAAGAUGGAAUUGCUUAAGGAGAUCACAAGCUGUAUAGGGAUUGCAUUUACUAACCUGUGAGCCUUUAAAGGGGGAGACCAGCAGAGUGAGAGGGGCCCCUGAAAGUUCAUGUGAUAGUUAUGUCCAGUGGCAGAGUGAGGAGAUGAAGUAUAUAUAUAUCCCGACAUUUGUUGCUUAUUACUGUGAUAUUUCAUUCUAGCUAAGCUCUAAAAGUCCUAACAUCCCAAACAGUACUUUUACUUUGUACAGAAGCAGACAUAAAGCCAAUACAAAUCAAAUGCCAGAGGUGUUUGAAUGAUGCCAUAUUUACAAACUGCCAUUUAUGGGAAUUCUCGUCACACUACAUAGACAUAAUUUGACUACCCACUUUUGGCUUAUGGAAUUCCUGUUUACAAGUAGAUUAGUCAGUUAUUUAAAUGUUUAGUUGCCAUAGUGAACCAGGAGCCUCUGAGCCAAUGACUACCAGCUGCUGACUAAUUCUCAUCACCACUGUAGAUUUUACUGCAUCUGCAGAUCCUCUGUUUUAUAAUUGCUAUUUUUGUUGCUGCAGUACUUUACACACUUCCAGUUCAUUGAGACUUAGUGACUAUUUGGGAUCAUGUUAACAUCACACAAUAGGAAACACCACUCCAGAAGUCUCAAGCCUCAGUGCUAAAAUACUACUGAAAAGGAACUAGGAAGUUUGGCAAAUGAAAAAACAAAAAACAAAAAAAAAGUAAGUUAUAGUGGUUAGGGAAUCUCUUGAGAAAACCUAACAUAUUUGGGGGGUGGGGCAUGUUUUGUUUUUUGUUUGUUUUGUUUUAUAAUGAAGGAUCAACCCAAUGUUGAAAGUCAGAUGUUACUUGGUAUUUCCAUUGUGUGUGUGGAAGUUGAGUUGAAAGUGGGUGAGGAGCUGUGAAUAUGACUUGAAUAAAAAAAAAAUGUCCUCUUCAGUGACAGAUCAGAGUUUCUUACAAGUUAUUGUCCUGCCCCUUCCCUGCUCCCUGGUUGUCUUGAAGAACACUUGCUGCUAACUCUGGAUCCUGCUUUUCAUGUACUCAGAGGGCUCCAAGAUAGAACUCUCCAAGUCCCUCACAGUAAUAUUCUUCCCCUAGACCAAACUAAUGACCAAAUUUUAGAAUCUAUCACUUGGUUUUGUCAACCAAAUUUUUAAGUUUCCUUAGUUACCGUGUGUCAGCCCAGUCUCCAUGAAGCCUCCACUUUAGGAAUUUCUGACAUUGAUUUGAAGGUAACUAUAAGUAAAAUUAAUGUAUUAAUAUAAAUCCUUUAAAAACCAAGAUCAAAAUAGAAUUCAUACAUUCUUCUAGCCAGUGUUUCGAGUAGCAUUCUGUUGUAUUGUCUUCUUGACCAUGCUCCAGAUCACCAGUUUUUAGGUAAAAAUGACAUAUAUUUGUCACAGCUGAUGAAAAGGCUUUUAGUUUUCUUUUAUCUGCAUUCAACUGUUACACAGUGUUUUAGUGAGAAAUCUAUUUGGAGGAAAAUUAUAAGAACUUUAGAACUUAAUAAAGUAUCCAGAAAUGCAAGACUUUUAAAUACCUUUAAAAGCAUUCUUCAGAGUUCUGGCCCCUCUCUAGUACUGGAGAGGUAGAAUAAGGAAUUAGAUAAGAUUUGCUUACAAAACCUUUUGCAAACUCACACUACCAGUGAUACAUUUUAAAAUCCACUUUUGAGCUUCAGUUAGGCUUUAACAAGUUCAUGUCGUAUAUAAUUAAAAAAGCAUAAUUGAAUACUGACUCCAAAUGUGUGUCCACUAAGGUUUUGUAUCUAAUUUGUGUGAUAGCUAUUUUGACAUGUAGGUCAUCACUAUAUCUGGAUUAUAUCAUUAAUUUUAAUUAAAAUAUAUGUAGUUUGCAAAACUUAUUCAAAUUAAUUGGUUUUUUUGUGUUUGUGGGAUAUUAACUUCUGGUGAAUCUCAUACAUGAUAGGAAUCAUCAUAGAGUAAAACUGGUAGGAAAAUUUGGAGGGUUUUAAAAUACCCUUAAGAAAGAACAAGCACUUUUUUGAAUCUGUGUGCAAAUGUCAAAAUUUAAUCAAACUAACACUACCUCUUCCCUGGUGUUGGUAUUCAUCAUAUACGUGUUUAAGAAAAUUAAAAGUAUGGGAGAUUGUGUAGCAUAUCAGAAACUGUAAAUGCUAUGUCUGGUGUCCAGAACCUGGCAAUGAAAAGUUACUUGUGCUUGCCCUUCUCCGUGUGUGUGUGUGUGUGUGUGUGUGUGUGUGUGUGUGUGUGAGCAUUUUAAAAAUGCAAAGCCUAUGUUGAAACAUUUUAUUCCUAAUCAGAUUUUCUUCCCUUUGCACAUUUUUUUCUUUUUAAAAGACAGUUCUAACUCCAAAUUAGAGUAUCUGAAAGCAUUUUCACUGUGUAGAUGUUAGCGUAAGAAUGUGUUUAUAUUAUUUUUAUCAGAGCUGACAUUCUUUUUAGCCAUUUCUAUACAUAGAGAUGACUAGUCCUGCAUUUGAAGUCACACCUACAGGUAUAAUACACUUAAGUAGUUUGAACUUACCAUAGCCAUGAUUUUCAACUGCCUGGAUAUAGGCAAACACCAUUCAAAACACUAAGGACACCUUCCUGGACACUCCCAUUUCUACAUUUUUUUCUCAAACCCCACCCCUCUUUUUCAAAAUUUGAAAAUUCUGUAUCUUUUUUUAGGCCAUAAGACAGACUUUAGUAAUUUUCCUCUUUUGUAGGUACUAAAGGUCUGACAUUUUAACUUUUAUAAAAUACAUUGUGUUGGACACUGGAAUAAUACUAUUUAUUUUCACCUGUGAAAAUGACUUCAUUGUACUUGAAACAACUCUUGCAAUUCUCCAUUCGUGCCAUUCACUAGUGGAAAUAAAUUGUAUUAUACCAUGAUCUACUGGCUUUUUAAAACUGUGUUAAAUAAUGCACAUUUUUGGUAUAGCUAUUAUCAUUUGUAUAUAUAUAUAUUGUAUAUACAUAUGAGUGUCUAUGUGUGUGUAUAAAUGGAUGGAUGUAACUCAUACUGUACAUUUCCAUCAGGGCACUUAAGGUUCUGUUGUUUUUGUUUGAUUUUAUUUUAGUCCUCAGUUAAGGCAAGAAUGCAGGUGUUUUUUAAGAAUGAGUACUCUGGGUUGAUAUUUAUGAGAAAGUGAUCAUUACAUUCAGUCUUUUCCUUUCUAAUCCCCUCCUAGCAUUUGUAUGAGUGGAGAGAAAAGUAAAAUAUGGAACCAUAAAUUGCAGUGCAGUAAAAUAGUGCCGAGGAAAGAGCCAGUUAGUGUUUCCAUGAGUUUUGCGUUGUGAUGCAACAAAAGAUAAAUGAUGGAAAAGAAAAGUGAAUUGUGGAAAGAACACUGGUGGUAAUUCCUCUGCAGAGAUGAUAAAAAAGAUAAGUCACACAAUCUAUAUAUGUUUUCUGUAUUUCUUAGUAGUGAUGCCAUUGAUCCACUUUUUUAUUCCAUUGAUACUGUAAUUACAUAUUUUUGCUGAGGAUUUAAACAGCCAAGAAAGGAAUUACAGCUAAAGCAAUCUAAAGUCUCCUGAACUAUACAGUCAACAGGAAAUGGUCAUUGAGAGCAGCUUAUGGCAUUGGUGAGGGGAUUUCUGCUUUGAGUUGCCUCUUAUUGCUUGUUAAUAUUAAGUUCUUUGUGCAUCUUCCACCCUUUCUGAGCCACUAGUAUUCAAGCAGAGAUUUGGCCCAACACCGCAUCCCAUGCCUUUGGAGGUUAUACCUUUCUGCAUUUUGUCCCAUGCUGAAAAUGUGAAGUAUCUUAGUGGUAUUCAAGUCAGAAAAUAUAUUUGUGUGUAAAGUGAGUCUCCUAUAGUAAUGGAUGAAGCAAUUCUCAUUUCUUAGAGCCUUCUUUAAGCAGCAAAAUUACAACUUGGUCUAUCAUCUUUGGGCUGCUACCAAAAUAUUGAUUAUUGAGGAGAAACAAAUUCUCUAUUUUGCUUUUCUUUAUCUAACAUGAUAGCAUUUCAACCCAGGUUAUAUGUUGCCUUUUGAAAUAUACUCACUCAUAGUUGUUAAGAACUGGAAAUUUCCCAUCCUCAGAUUCCUUAAAGAGUGUGCUGAACAUUUAGCAUACUUGCCUCUUGUGUAUGCAAGGACUACUGAUUGAAGUCUGUUUUGCUGUGUCUGGUUAUGUUGUCUGCACUUUUAUGAAAUUGCUACAGUAGAUCGACAUUGGAAAUCAUUUAAUUUGUAAAUUUAUUAAACACUGUUUAGAAAAAGAAAGUGAAGCUGAGAACUCUUCCUUUAUUGUCACAUUUUCUACUGAACUCAUAAUCUCCUUCAAAGUCAUGUUGACUAAUUUUUUUUCCUCCUUAUAUUCAGAUUUCAAAAAUUUUACUCAUACAAAGGAAGAGAAUCCAUUUGGCCUGAUGGUAGUCUUCAGAGCAUAAGAAAUACAUAAAUUAGUAGCACCUUAUCUGCCUAUUAUGGGCUUCUUGGAAACUUGCACAUCCCACCUACCCAAAGAUUAGUAUCUUUUUAAAGAAAAUAAAGGCAGAGAAUUAAACUUGGGGAGCCAUGUACUAUGUCACCAUCACUGCUGUUUCCCAGCAAUCCAAACUUUUGAAAUUUCACAAAUUUUUUUUGUGGGGGGUGUAUGUGUCUCUGAUUGUAUUUUUGUUUUAUUUUAAAUAUACAAGGGCUGUUUAGAGAAAAAGUUAAUCCUCUCAAAUAGCAGGAUGCCCACUGGAUACACUAAUAUAAACAUCUGUAGGUAGUUUGCCAUGAAGAAGUGGAGAGAAGGUGAAGCUUCUGAAUGAAUGGAAAAGGGUGUCUUAUGCCCAAGAAUUCCCCUCAAAGUACGGGUAAUUCAACCUGCACAGUUUCCUUUUACUCACAGUUUUUAGCAAAUUGUGAGUGAAAAAUCAUGUAAUUAUCUGUAAAUAUGUAGUUAACAAAUUGACCUAGUUUCUGUAUUUUUUUGGUUUUGUACUAAAGUUUAUAGGUCUGUGCCAGCUAGAGAGGAGUUGCUGUCAUUGCCAGUUGUGGUUCUAGCAUCUAACCCUGAAACCAUCCUAGGUGACGUACAUUUUUAGAAUUAACGCUUAAAUGUUAAACAGGGGGAAAUGAAACUUAAUCAUUGGUCAGGUUUGAAAUCUUUUAAGCUAAGUAACUUUAUUUACUAUGAUGAUUACAUAUCCUCAGUCAUAAAUGAGGUAGGAGCCUCCCUCCCCCCGUGGCCAUGUUUACAGAAGUGUGUUUUGUCUAUAAAGUGCACAAGUGUGUUACUGUUUAUGUAAAUUAUGCAAGUGAUAACAUUAUGGUUUGGGACUGUUCGUGGGCUCUUUACCUGAAUUUUCAAAUGAAAUGACUAUGGUUAUUGCUGGCACAUUUAUCCCAUUUCUGGAACAUUUUUCUAAUUCCAGAAUUACUGUGUUCCUUAGACAUUACCCCCAUUUAAACUCCCUUUCUCUGAUAUGCCUUGUAGCCAAGGUAUUAAAGACUGGUGAACAUAGAUGAGGGAAAUGCAUUUCUUAAAAAUCCAUGAGCCCUCAAUUGUAUGCUUUCAGUACUUGUGUUAUAUGUUUCUAUGGCUACUUUGAAGUCAGUGGUUUAGAAUUGAGAUACCAAUGUUAAUGAAAAGUGUGUACUCUUUGCUUUUGCAUGGCUUGGCUUAGUAUCCAAGGUAUAUUAGAGCCACUUGAAAGCAUGGAGACCAGUUAUAUGGAAACAGGUUUCUCUCAGUGGCACAUUUUGCUUUUCCUUAGUCCUCAAAUACAUUGUCUAGGCAUGAACAUUAUACUAUAAAUUGCACAUGGUCAUAUAGUGAAGUAUGUAAUUAAAAAGGAUACAGCUGCCUGUUGUUUGCAGUUUCUGGCUGGUCUGUGUGACCAUUUGGCAUAUCAAAAACAUAUCAAAAAACCCUGAGGAGUGUUAGAACCCUUCUAACCCUUUUUAGGGGGUCAUAAACAGAUAUGUUUAGUUUACCAAGAUGUUGGCUGCUUCUGGUGUAUUGCCAGAGAAGCCCUUUUGGUGCCCAUUCCAAAUGUGCUGUGCUUCCUCUCAUUUCAUAGAUCAAAGAAACCACCAUCCCUUCUUCCUAACAGCAUUUUCCCCCUUUUAUUCCACAUUAAAUGGGAAUUGUGCCUACUUAGAGUGCUCCUCCAAUUAAUUACAUGUGUCCCAAAAUUGUCCAAGCUAGAAACACAGGAAAGAACACAUAAAAAAAAAAGUUACUUGAGGCCAGUCAUUUGAUAAGGUAUUUUGCCACAUUAUCUUGACAACAUAUAUGAGCCUAUUAGGAUUUGCAAGUGAUUUCUAGAGUAAAAUUUAAGUGAAGAGGGAUGUGUGGGGUUUCUAUUAGGAAAUAAUUUUGUUUAUUUUUAACCUUUCCUUUUACGAUCCUUCUCUGCUAGUUUACACAGGUUCUUCAAUUUUUUUUAACCUUUUAGGAAAAUUUUUACAAAAGCAAUGGUCUGAUGUAAAUAACAUUUUAAAGUAUAGUGCACAUAGCUUCCCCAGACUGUUCCAACUUAAUGAUUUGUAAAUGCUUUAGAGUUUUUUAAAUUAACACCUGUGUUGCUAAAUCCUAUUUAUGUAAGUCUGCUAAAGUUUUUAACCCACUUAAGACUUAAACAUUUAAAUAAUGGAUGGGUUACUAUAAGCAGUUUAGCUUCCAGAACCCUCUUGUUUUAGUAUAUGAAAAAGCCUAAUGCUCAUUAAUGAGGUUGGAAAGACUAUGAGAAAUAUGUAUAGUGUAUAUUUUAAAACAGCUUUGCUUGUAUUGUGAAGAUUUAAGAACAAACUUGAGAUUUUUUAACGUAACUAUUAACACAGUUUUAUCAUAAUUUAUCCCACUGGGUUUAAGAGCAUCUUGAAUGUAUAAUCCUUUUUGUAACCCAGGUUGGUUUCUGCUUUUACCAGUCAUCCAAACAUUAUUUAUAUUUUUGGUUUUAAGUAUUCAUUUCCUUUGCUAUCCUCAAACAGCAUGAUUUAUUUUGCACAUGUAGAAAUUUUUAAAAGGAAAAAAAUUAACACAUCAUUUUCUCUGGUUCUUUACUUUUAUCUUCCUACUAACUCCUUUAAAGGCCAUAUCACUCCAUUUGCAUUAUUUAUGCAAAUGCAAGGGUUGGUUUUUAUUUUUAUUUUUGCUAUUUACCUUGAAAAAGAAAAUGCUUCAGUCAAUUGCUUUUUUAUUUAAAAAGAAAAAAAGAAAAAAAAAAAGAAAAAAGCUGUAACCUUAUCAUUUCUGAGUAGACCAUUGAGAGAUGAAUGCACACCUGUCAUAGCCCAGGACCAGCUAUGGAAGCUGAAGGGAAUAUUUUAACUAAGCAAGAUUUAUUUUCUGAAAGUGGUAUACGUUAUCCACAAUCUGUUUCAGUUAUUCCCAUGAGUCAAGGGUCCAGAUAAAAUGAGGGUUAUCAGCUAACUGAUAUGUUAUCAUUGAGGUUCAUCAAUGAAUUUGUACAUUUCUAGUUCCCUUUGGUGAAGGGAAAAAUGAUUUUGCAAGACCUAGAUUUUGGCUUGGUUUCUUGCCUCCUUUUUUGGCAGCCUUCAUCUUCUCAUCUCCUAAAGCCCUUGAGCCUGUAGGGUUUUCAUAGAGGACAAAGGACUUAACGGUCUUUUAAAGCUGGGACUGAUUUUUUUUUUUUUUUUUUGGUCAGAGAUUAUCAUGUUGAAAGUGUGGUAGUGUUCUACCACUUUACUGAUGACUAAUGUUAAACAUACACAGUCCUUUAAACUUUUGGACCAAACAGAUGCCCACAGUGGAGGCUUAUCAAGGGUUGCAAUGGGAAAGAAGCCUCUCCCUCACUGUCAGCACCAGCUGGUAAAGGUGACUGUACAGAUGUGCAUUUUCCUUUUGGUAGUAAUGGUCCACAGCACUAACUGGUAAGGCUUAUUGUACAGUAUAUUGUCAGUAUUCUUCUGGUUCAGCAUACCUUAUAGUUCAUAUAUAAUCUGUAUUAAUUGUAUAGAUUGUGCAUUUAAACUGUUACCAAGUUGUCAGAACAUAAGAGCGAAACAAGGUCAUAUGUAAUAUUUUGUUUGUAAGUAUCCUUUGUAUCAUAGCAAAGGAAAUGUUUAAAAAAUCAACUGUAAUAAAGUAAUUUUAGUACACAA